Molecule: messenger RNA, 4014 nt
Organism: Cuscuta campestris
Lineage: Eukaryota; Viridiplantae; Streptophyta; Magnoliopsida; Solanales; Convolvulaceae
Source: the annotation of a GenBank genome assembly
GCGCCGUUUCUCCUAUCACCAUCUUCAACUCUCUCCCUCAAUUGCAUAUCUCUGGCGGAAAUUUCAAGGCACAUCUCCAUCAUCGUCAACUCUCUCUCCCUCAAUCUCCCGCAUACCUCUAUCUCCGACGAAAUUUUCUAGGCAUAUCUCCAGCGAUUCUCUUCUUCUACAAGAAGAUUAGACUUCAUCAUCUAAGGUUCUCACUCUAUUUAUGUUUUCCUAAAGCUUUCGGGAUUUAAAUUUUAUUUAUUUAAUUUCACUGAUUUUCUAUCCAAGAUUUCAUUAGUAUAUUCUUUAUUUUAAUUUCAAAACUAUGGUUAAUUAUUACGAUUUUUGUUAGAGAGAAAUCUGUAAAUCUAGAGUUUGUUUGUUUUCUUUUGCCGUACCCUUCUUCUCUAGGGCUCAAAAUCACUCUGCACUCUGUUAAUACUCAUCAAUUUUUUUUCUUUUUUGAUAUAUCUAUAUAUUAUGAUGAUGUGAUGGUGAGAUGUGGAAUUUGAAGCUAUGCCUUCAUUAGGAUACUAUUUUAAAACUUCAUUGCAAAUAGAAAAUUUUAUGUUGCCAACAAUUUGUAAUUUUUAUUAUUUUAAUUUGUGAUAUUAGAUUUUAUUUUUGUUUGGACUCAAAUUUUUUUAUUAUUUUAAUUUUAGAUUGAAACUCACAUUUUUUUAUCAUUUUAAUUUUUUAUGUAAGAUUCUUCAUUCUUUAUUGAAAUGCUAUGUUGGGUGCAGGUGUUUGAUUUACUUUUAAUUAUGCAAUAGUGGAUCCUUUUGAUCAAAGGUUUGAUUUACUUUUAAUUAUGCUAUGGAUUGUUACUUUUUUUUGUAUUUAUGGUUACCUUGAGACUUGAAAUAUUAUGAGAUUUAAUUUAAAUUUGCUAUUCUGGUCAAUUUUUUCUCUAAUAGAAGAAUGACCAAAUAAGAAGAGGAAGAAGAAAGAACCCAAAUUCGUUUCUUUUCUGCAGGCAGGGAUUUGGAAUAAAUAUCCUCCAUCAUCAUGAAAAAUCUUAGAGGCAGAUUUCUUUCCUCCAUAUGGAUUCACAAAUACAAAUAAUCUUUUCGGCCGACCUGAUUAUUACACACAUCUCAAUUUUAAUAAAGAAACAUGGCUAAGAAUCAAAGAAGGUAAGCAACAAUAAAUACCUGUGAUUUUCAAAAGUGAACAAACUGUGUGCUGCCAUCAAAUAGGAUUUUCAAAAUAAUAAUAAUAAUAAUAAUAAUAAUAAUAAUAAUAAUAAUAAUAAUAAUAAUAAUAGUAAUAAUAAAGCCUGAGAUAUUACUGGAAAUCGAAAAUGAAUGUUUUCCGGAGAAGAGGCGACUGGUAGCCACAGCAGCAGAUUCCAGCUCCUCUUUCCACAAUAGCCCUGAUUUUGAUCUGUGAUCCUUCAACGGAGAAGCCAAGGACCUCCUUCUUUAUAAGUAUGAUUGAAUUGUUCUUGAGGGACAAAGCAGUUCUUCAUUAACCUCUACUCCUGCACAACACAACUCCCUCUAACCCUAAAUCCGGAGAACUCGCAAAUCGCCCACGAGGUGCCGCAGGAUUCCUCAAACAAAAAACGUAGCAAUUAACCAUAGUUUUGAAACUAGAAUACAGAAUCUACAAAUUAAAUAUCGGAUAGAAAAACAGUGAAAGAAAUAAAAUUUAAAUACUGAAAAUUUUAGAAAAAUAAAUAGAGUGAGAACCUUAUAUGAUGAAGCCCAUCUUGUAGAAGAAAGAAUCUUUGAGAAUUACCUUGAAAUUUCCGCCAGAGAGCAGGGCAGCCGAAGAUAGAGAUAUGCGAUUGAGAGAGAGAGUUGACGAAGAUGAUAGGAGAAACGGCGUAGAGACUGAUUGACGGAAGAAAAGAAUUGUUAUUUUAUUCGUAAUCCGUCAGUGAUUUGAUUUGAUUUGGUUUGAUCUCUGACUAUGUUUGAGCGAGUGGAAACGAAGGGUGGUGAUGAUGAUGAGCUGGAGAUGUUGCUGGAUGAGAUCCCUCACGCGACAUGCUUCAACCAUCAUCAUCAUCAUCCUCAUAGCAUCCGUGGCGUCGGCUGUUAUGAGUAUGAUCAAGACCUCGGGUCGAAUGCGAGGAACAAAAUGCAGGGCGGGAAUUUUUGGUAUGAUCAUCACGCGUGUGUCUCCCCUGUCAGUGGAUUUUCCUUGAAAUCUGAUGGAUCCUCUUCCAGCUUCGUAUCCGGCGGGUCUCCCACGCCAUCCCCAUUUGAAGAAGUCGUGAACUCCCAAUUUCAUUGCGGGAUCUCUGGGGGUGUGAAUAGGUUGUGGAUUGAUCCCGAUUCUUAUCACGCCAAUUCAAACAAGAGGUCGAGUGAUGAGGAACGUUUCUUCGAACUGAAUCGUCUGUCAAGGAGUUUCAGUGGAAUGUAUAUUAAUGAGGAGGAGCAACAGAAUCGUUCGAAUGGGAAAUCUUCGCGGGUGAUUUCUGACAAGUACUGGUCUUCUGGUGUGGGAGGCUUUGGAUCACCUCUCAUUCCAGUGACAAGAAAUGAUCAUCUGGGUGUUAUUGGCCAGGUGGCUUCUCCAGUGGUGAUUAAUAACCAGGCCAUUAGUACCACGGAUUCGCAGUUUCAUCGGAUGAAAGUGGCAGCUCAUCUCCAUCAGAUGGGGGUACCGUUUGUAGACCCGCCGAGCAAUGCUGUUACAAGCAAUCGCUAUCCACGUGUAAAUGGAAGGUAUGCUACUCAAGAUUCGUCCAACAAUGUCCCUAAGGUGGCGAACAUAAAGCCACACGUUGAUUCGGAAAAUAUAAGAAGGUACAAGGGACGACAUUCAUGUGGGGUCAAAAUACCUAUGAUGCGGAACAUUGAGGCGUUUGAUCGGGAGGAUGGCUUGAUGAAAUAUGGGAAUGGAAAUGGACACCGUCGUUCGGUUAGGGCUCAAGAAAGGAGAUCGUCGCAGAUAGAGAGUGGCGUGGACGAGAGGGUGCACCAUUUCCCUUUCUCCCUCCCACUAAAGCUUUGCUCAUUGGGAGAAGCUAAAGAGUAUAUUUAUGAGAUUGCAAAGGACCAACAUGGUUGCCGGUUCUUGCAAAGAAUGUUUGAUGAGGGAAGUCGUCAAGAUGUGAAGACAAUAUUCAACGAGAUAAUCGACCACGCUGUGGAGCUUAUGAUGAACCCUUUUGGGAAUUACCUCAUGCAAAAGCUCUUGGAGGUUUGCAAUGAAGAGCAAAGGAUGGAAAUAAUUCUCAGGGUGACACAAGAGCCUGGACAGAUUGUCAGAAUAUCUUUGAACACUCAUGGGACCAGAGUAGUUCAAAAGUUGAUUGAGACAUUGAAAACCCGGCAACAGAUUUCGAUGGUCAUUUCCUCACUUGAACCAGGAUUUCUUGCCCUGAUUAAGGACCUGAAUGGUAACCAUGUUAUUCAGAGAUGUUUGCAGUAUCUUACCAUUGGAGACACUGAGUUCAUAUUCAAUGCAGCUGCAAGGUACUGCAUGGACAUUGCAACACACCAACAUGGCUGUUGUGUUCUUCAAAGAUGCAUUGCCCACGCGGUUGGAGAACAUCGUGAAAGAUUGAUCGCAGAAAUUUCUGCCAAUGGACUUCUUCUAGCUCAAGAUGCCUUUGGAAACUAUGUGGUUCAGUUCAUUUUGGAGCUAAAGAUACCAUCUGCAACAUCCAAGUUAAUAUCUCACUUUGAGGGCAACUUUGUACAUCUCUCCACACAGAAGUUCAGCAGCCAUGUGGUUGAGAAAUGCCUCAUUGUAUGUGACUACAAGGUCCAAUCAAAGAUCAUCCACGAACUCGUCUCCGCGCCACAUUUUGAGCACCUUCUUCAGGACCCGCACGCGAACUAUGUUGUUCAAACAGCUCUCCGAAUUUCCGAGGGCUGUCUACAUAGUUUACUAGUCGAGGCGAUCGAUUCCCACAAAGCAGUCUCGCGAAACAGCCCAUAUUCAAAGAGGAUUUUCUCAAACAAAAUUUGGAAGAAGUGAUGUGUAAAUGGUAAAGAGAGAGAUUUGAAGGUGUUCAUCUCAUGAUGUGUUCUAAUCACAUGCCAAUAACUGAUCUGCAAUUUU